AUGUCUCAAUCUGCCUCUCAGCCUGACCUCCCGCAGCUCAUCACUUAUCCUGCAGUAUCAGAGGACGACAAGAUAUCUGCCCUUCGCCUCAUCGCGGACAGUGUAGCUCAGCAACGUCAAACCGCUGCAAAGUCAUUGAUCUCACAUCCACUCUCCGUCGCGUCAUUAGUUCUUCUGAUAUCCCUCGCCGGAAAAUACCAGUACAAUGGAAAAUCACUAGGCGACCUCGCCUUCGUGGGCACCACUGGAGCAGGAUGCAUCAUGAUCCUCUUGGUUCUCGUGCAAUGGAUGACGAGCGAAUAUCUCGAAGAGGCAGCACGCGUUGGGACAUGGAAAUGGCUCCAGUCCGAGUCCAAAGCCCCUUCAGAAGAUGGCUUUCUUGUUGCCAAAUACGGGGAUGAAAUCAUCGGAACAAUCCUCCUACGAUACACGCAUUUACCAGCCCACUCUUCAAAAUCUGAAAACGCACAAAAGCGGCCGGUCCUCGGCUCUUAG
Messenger RNA from Uncinocarpus reesii 1704, 495 nucleotides. RefSeq lists its product as uncharacterized. The record is from RefSeq and is a predicted model, not a curated record. Bases 1 to 495 code for a protein of 164 amino acids. The transcript is spliced from 2 exons. NCBI's taxonomy places the organism in Eukaryota, Fungi, Ascomycota, Eurotiomycetes, Onygenales, Onygenaceae.